CGCAUCCAACUCCAGCAAAAGCCGUGGGAACUCUAACAGCCAAACUUGAUCCUUCUCUUUCUCUCUCUUGAUCUUUCCCCUCCUCCUAGUGUCUGCGUCGGUGCUGAUCUCCAACUCCGGCGAGAGGUCUCAGGUUCUCGUCCUUCGAAUUUUACGGGUGAAAUAACGUCAUGGCUUCUUCUUUUUCUUCUUCCUCUUCUUCCACAGUUACCAUUUUCUUCUUCGUAGCCUUCCUCGUUGCUAGCUUUCCCUCUUGCGUGGAUUCCAGGGGAGGAGAACGGAGUUUUGGUUUCGCAGGACUUGCCAAUCAUAGCUAUGAGGCUUCAGGCAGACACUUGCUUGUUCAGGAGAUGAAUCAGUCCGAGGAAGUACAGGAUGUAACCCAUGGAUAUAUGACUAACCAUGAGCUGGAGAAAGCCAUGAAGAAAAUUACUUACAGGUGUGCCAACAUUUCAAGGAUGUACAGUAUUGGGAACAGUCUUAUGGGAAUUCCAUUGUGGGUGUUGGAAAUUUCUGACAAACCUGGGCAAGAAGAGCCAGAGCCUGCAUUUAAGUUUAUUGGGAAUGUCCAUGGCGAUGAGCCGGUUGGUCGUGAAUUGCUUCUAUUUCUGGCGAAUUGGUUAUGUGAUAAUUACGGGAAGGAUCCUUUGGCAUCUAUAAUCAUAAAAAAUGUCCACCUCCAUUUGCUGCCAACAAUGAAUCCAGAUGGAUUUUCUUUGAAGAAACGUGGUAAUGCAAACAAUGUUGAUCUAAAUCGAGAUUUUCCUGAUCAAUUCUUCCCUCAGAAUAAUGAUGAGCAGCCAAGGCAGCCAGAAACAAGGGCAAUAAUGAAUUGGCUGAGGGAAAACCAUUUUACUGCAUCUGCCAGUUUGCACGGGGGUGCCUUGGUUGCGAACUAUCCAUGGGAUGGCUCGAAAGACUUGAGGAAGCAGUAUUAUGCCUGCCCUGAUGAUAAAGCAUUCCGAUAUAUGGCAAACUUGUACAGUCAUUUUCACUACAACAUGUCUCAGAGUCGUGAAUUUGAAGAAGGCAUCACAAAUGGAGCUGCAUGGUAUCCCAUAUAUGGGGGUAUGCAAGACUGGAACUAUAUCCAUGGUGGCUGCUUUGAGUUGACUUUGGAAAUUAGUGAUGUCAAAUGGCCUAGGGCUGAAGAGCUUCCUGUUCUUUGGAAUUUUAAUAAGGCAAGCAUGUUGAAUCUUGUAGCGAGCGUUUUCAAGAGUGGAGUUCAUGGGAGGAUUUUCUCAGCACUCUCAGGGCAACCUUUACCCGCUGCAGUGGAUAUCAAGGGUAUUAAUUACACGGUUAAAGCUGGACAACUUUUUGGUGAUUACCAUCGCAUGCUUGCUCCUGGUCAGAAUUAUGAAGUUACUGCCUCCAUGCCUGGAUACUUUCCAAAAACUGCAUGGUUUUCUAUUGAAGAUGAAGCAGUGAAUGUUGACUUCAUUCUGAAUCCAGUGGAUGGAGAAUCAAGAAAACUCAAACCAUUAGAGAAUAACUGUAAAUGUGGUUAUGGCGGCAUGCAGAAGUCUGAAAUGAUGCUGAUACUAACAAGGAAUCAUCUCCAGGUAUCAAUUGCUGCAUUUGCUAUUUUGGGCUUUCUUUUAUUCUUGUUUAGAAGGAGAAUAAAUUUCAGGAUUCCAAACAGCAGACAGUUGGUGACUCAUAAGAGGGCCCUUGUCCCUUGAGUGGAUUAGUAAAAUAAUUUUUGUGGAAUAUGUAUACCAUAAUUUAUUGUAGCGUCGAUUGACCAGACAAAAGCAGCAAGCAUUUUUUUCUAUCUAAAAUGGUUCUGUUGGAA
Nymphaea colorata (pocket water lily) is the source of this 1798-nucleotide messenger RNA. RefSeq names its product carboxypeptidase SOL1. The record is from RefSeq and is a predicted model, not a curated record. NCBI's taxonomy places the organism in Eukaryota, Viridiplantae, Streptophyta, Magnoliopsida, Nymphaeales, Nymphaeaceae. Gene Ontology annotation, molecular function: metallocarboxypeptidase activity; zinc ion binding. The coding region runs from base 171 to 1685 and encodes 504 amino acids. The transcript is spliced from 15 exons. Gene Ontology annotation, biological process: proteolysis.